AUGACUUUACGCGAGGCUGUGCCUCUGACAUCUUUCCCGGCUGUGGCCGGGGCUGUCGCGGCUUCCCCUGCUGAUGAAACCUGGCAGAGCCUUCCAACCCAGCUCUGCACCGAGUUCUGUGGGGAUGACCCACCGGUCCUCAGAAACGCCACAUUCAAGGCCCUCACCUACAAGAUCGGCACCAUGCUGAACUGUGAAUGCAAGAAAGGCUUCCGCAGAAUCAGCAAAGGGUCGCUCUUCAUGGUUUGUAAAGGAAACUCGAGCCACUCUUCCUGGGAAAACAAAUGUCACUGCGUCAGUACUUCUUCUGGGAACACAGGAAAACCAGUUACUCCUAAACCUGAAGAACGGAAGGAAAGAAAACCAACAGAAAUGCCAAGCCGAACGCAGCCCAUGGGCCCAGCUCACCUUCUAGAUCACUGCAGGGAGCCUCCACCCUGGGAACAUGAAGCUCCAGAGAGAAUUUACCAUUUCGUGGUGGGGCAAACGGUUCACUACCAGUGCACCCAGGGAUUCAGGGCCCUACGGAGAGGUCCUGCUGAGAGCGUCUGCAAAACGAUCUGUGGGAAGACACAGUGGACACAGCCCCAGCUCAAGUGCACAAGUGAAAGGAAGGACAGUGAGUUUGCAGGUGACGAAGAGCCUCAAGCAAGCACUGAUGCUCCUCCCGGGAGUGAAACCUCCUGUCCCUUAACAACGACAGGUACCACAGAUUUUCAAAUACACACAGAAGCGGCUACAACCAUGGAGACGUUCAUAUUUACAACCGAGUGUCAGAUGGCAGUGGCCGGCUGUGUUCUCCUGCUGAUCAGUAUCCUCCUUCUGAGUGGGCUCACCUGGCAGCGGAGAUGGAGGAAGAGUAGAAGAACAAUCUAGAAAACCAAGAGUAGUAAGAAGCCAAGAACAGCCCACAGAAGUCAUAGAGUGCUAGCAAAAUCGAAGAAGCUCAACACUCACCCAAGAGGCGCCUCCUGAGACCCCCUGGGUUUUGGAAAGCUCUGAAGUCACAUCAUUGAAUACCAGGCACUGCGACCCCAUCAUGAAGCCAGCUCUGUAGAAUCACUGAGUGAGCUCGACCUGCAUCUAAGCAGCAGUUCCAAGGUCACUGGAGGAACAGGGAGGAACAACCAGAACUCUCAGUCUUACUUUCAUGUAUUUGUGUUCAUUAAAGCUUGACCUCAUGGAACUCUCUCCACACCAUAUAUAGUAUAAAGAAGAGCGGCUUCAUGUUCAUUUCAUCCCAACUUCCCAGUUUAGAAAGCCCAAGGAAAACCCUAGCACUAAUGUAAAUAGACACACACACACUCCCUACCCCGUGUAACUGGACCUUGUCCGUGAUCCACGUACAUCCUUUCCCAGCCUCUGGUUGACUAGCCCAUUCUUCUGGUCACGUUUCUGAAUGAAAGCUCUCUAAGAACUCUGAUGGGUAAUGAUGAAUCUUUUCGUCCUGAGCUCAGUCCUCUAAACUAGCCCCCUUCCACUGAGCCUUUAAUUUUGGAUUUCUAAAGAACAGAGGCCAUGGCAGAAUAAUCUUUGGGCCAACCAAGGGGCCAUAUGAGGCCAACCAAGCCCUUGGAAUUGUAGAGCUUCAGUAUUUGAAGGGAUUUUACUGGAGUUAAUGUCGGGAAAAGAAGGAUAAACUAGGUCCCAGGCAAUGAAUUAUACCCAUCAGAAAGUUUCACCUAUACAUGUCUAAUAGGCCUUUUUAAGAGUCAGUUUCUUUGGGAUUGCUAUAAAUGAUACUCUGAAUUUGGCCUGAACAAAUUUGAUGUUUACAGACAGACACACGAUGUGCAAAUGUGUACACUUACAAAUAAGUGUCAUAAAAACACUGAUAAGGAAUCAAUACAUUUAAUGUUUAUGGAAGGAAGGAAAGACAGAAGAAGAAAGUGAGGAGGGGGAGGGAGAUCAUACUGACAGAAUAUAGCUAUGGAAAAGGUCA
Molecule: messenger RNA, 1942 nt
Organism: Ceratotherium simum simum (southern white rhinoceros)
Lineage: Eukaryota; Metazoa; Chordata; Mammalia; Perissodactyla; Rhinocerotidae
Source: RefSeq, a predicted model, not a curated record